AAUUUAGCAUAGAUAUGGUUGAUCUAUUUGGUGGCGAAGAAGUAUACAACGAGGAAUAUGAAGUUGAAGACUGUCAAGUUUACAGGAAUUCUCCUAAGUGUACACCAUGUAAAAAGUGUGAAAACGCAGAAGGACUAGACUAG
Molecule: messenger RNA, 143 nt
Organism: Racocetra persica
Lineage: Eukaryota; Fungi; Glomeromycota; Glomeromycetes; Diversisporales; Gigasporaceae
Source: the annotation of a GenBank genome assembly